This is a messenger RNA of Dromiciops gliroides (monito del monte), 5493 nucleotides long. RefSeq names its product phosphodiesterase 4B (gene PDE4B). The record is from RefSeq and is a predicted model, not a curated record. Gene Ontology annotation, biological process: signal transduction. The transcript has 15 exons. Gene Ontology annotation, cellular component: cytosol; nucleus; perinuclear region of cytoplasm. Gene Ontology annotation, molecular function: transmembrane transporter binding; 3',5'-cyclic-AMP phosphodiesterase activity. The coding region runs from base 1381 to 3549 and encodes 722 amino acids. NCBI's taxonomy places the organism in Eukaryota, Metazoa, Chordata, Mammalia, Microbiotheria, Microbiotheriidae.
GUGAGAUCAGGCUGGCUCAGGCUCCCGGCCCUAAUGGUUGCUGGCACCACCUCAUCACAAUAGCUUCAAGCACAGCAUGCCACAGCACUGCUUGCUUCCAAAUGUCUUUUUAUACAGACACAUUCCAGCACAUUUAAAAAGAAAGAAAGGAAAGGAAAAAAAGAAAACGCACCCAUUUCAGGUUACAAUCAAGGCUUUCUGGACUUCGUGGGAUUUUGACUCUGGACUCUCCUCUCCGCUUUCCCCCUUCAUAUCCUUGCCUCAUCCCACCCCGAAAUCCAUGUGUUUACAUGCACGUUGGAUAUGCUUCGUUUGCAAGACAGCAGUCGAACUCGACCCAUCUCAGUAUCCUAUGGCAUUUCAAAUUUGGGGAGCUUUGGAAACACCGGAUGGUGACCUUCAUUCUAAUCAGUAGCAGCUCUUCUGGGUCAUCCAUAAGCAAUUUGGACAAAGAAGAAGGCGAAUUAGCUGGGAUAGGUUUCUUGGACACAAGUAUAAGGCUUUUCUUUCACUGGGUGUAGGUACCAAAUUUCGCAUCACCCGACUGACUAACGUUUGCAGGACUGGUUGUUUGGCUCUCGGGAAGGAGAGGAAAGCCAUUCGCAUCUCCGAUGUUUUGUUCUGAGAGGCAGUUGGUGUGGAUUCUAAGGCCGAUGUAGGAGUGUUGCGGGCUGAAAAGGCUGUGCUGUCACAGGGCUUGCAGGGCGCUCGCACAAUUCUGUGCCAGCCCGAGUCAUGGAGGAGAGACUCCCUUUUGCAGAAGGGUGAAUUGAGUCCAGUUGUCUAAAGAAACUGGAGCCAAUGAGCCCGGAGAGGGCGGGGCUCCAGUCAGUACGUUACAUGGCCAGAUGAUAAUUCUGAAUGAAGAUUUUAAAAAAUCCGCUGAUGUCCCAGUCGCUCCAUGGCUGACUCCAGGUCUGCUAUUUUGGUGAGAGAGGUGAGUGCUUCGCCUGUGACUAGCACCCGUGAAGCCAGUAUAGUGGGUUGGAUGAGGCUUUCCAGCCAGGUGCAUGGAAGGGGCUUGUGAAGAGCCCUUAUGAAUAUUUCAUGAGUGGGUCUCUCCAGCUGAAUGAAUUCAGUGAGUGGCAGUGUGUAGCUUGCAGACAAGCCAUCUCCACAAGGAGGCUACAGACAGAGCAAACACUAGGGUGCUGUUUUCAGAGGGAGAGCCGGGGCUGAGCGAGCUGCUGGGGACAGCAGGGAGCAAACCUUUUAGAGGAUGCGACGCACCCUCUGGGUACCUCUUGCAUCCUUAGCACUCCAGCGCCAAGACCUGCCCCGGGUGAGCCGCUCAACGCUCUGAGUUGCAAGUGGGCUUUUCUGCUGUGCUCUGGCUUUUCCCUCGGUAUCUGUGAAAGCUUACACACCACCACCCCAGACAUGACAGCGAGGGAGCCUUCAAAGGAGCUGGGCACUCUUGACACAGAGGUGCGCAUCCGGACUUUCAAGGAGCAAAUGCACUUGGAGCUGGAGCUGCCCAGGCUGUCCGGAAACAGACCGACUUCUCCCAAGAUUUCCCCUCGCAGCUCUCCCAGAAACUCCCCGUGCUUCUUCAGAAAGUUGUUGGUGAAUAAGAGCAUCCGGCAGCGACGCCGAUUUACUGUGGCACAUACGUGUUUUGAUGUGGAAAAUGGCCCGUCUCCUGGUCGAAGCCCCCUGGAUCCACAGGCGGGCUCUUCCUCCGGCCUUGUGUUACACACCACCUUCCCAGGGCACAGUCAACGUCGAGAAUCAUUCCUAUACAGGUCCGACAGUGACUAUGACCUUUCACCAAAGGCCAUGUCUAGGAAUUCUUCCCUUCCAAGCGAACAACAUGGUGACGACUUGAUUGUAACACCUUUUGCACAGGUCCUCGCCAGCUUGCGAAGCGUGAGAAAUAACUUCACCCUUCUGACCAAUCUCCAUGUAGCAGCCAACAAGAGGUCUCCAGCUGCUACCCAGCCUCCUGUCUCCAGAGUUAAUCUCCAAGACGAGUCCUACCAAAAGUUAGCCAUGGAGACGCUGGACGAGCUGGACUGGUGCUUGGACCAGCUGGAGACCAUUCAGACGUACCGCUCCGUCAGCGAGAUGGCCUCCAACAAGUUCAAGAGAAUGUUGAAUCGGGAGCUGACACACCUCUCAGAGAUGAGCCGGUCAGGGAACCAGGUGUCUGAAUAUAUUUCAAACACUUUCUUAGACAAGCAGAAUGAGGUGGAGAUUCCGUCUCCCACUCAGAAAGAUCGAGAGAAGAAGAAAAAAGAGCAGCAAGUAAUGACCCAGAUAAGUGGGGUCAAAAAGCUGAUGCACAGCUCUAGUCUGAACAACACCAGCAUCUCUCGCUUCGGGGUCAAGACGGAGAAGGAAGAUCACCUGGCAAAAGAGCUGGAAGACCUGAAUAAAUGGGGUCUCAACAUCUUCAAGGUAGCUGGAUAUUCUCACAACAGGCCCUUGACGUGUAUCAUGUAUGCGAUAUUCCAGGAAAGAGACCUUCUAAAGACAUUCAAAAUCUCUUCUGACACCUUUGUAACUUACAUGAUGACUUUAGAAGACCAUUACCAUUCUGACGUGGCGUAUCACAACAGCCUCCAUGCUGCUGAUGUUGCCCAGUCAACCCAUGUUCUUCUGUCUACCCCAGCCUUAGAUGCUGUCUUCACGGAUUUGGAAAUCUUGGCUGCCAUCUUUGCCGCGGCGAUCCAUGAUGUGGACCAUCCGGGGGUCUCCAAUCAGUUCCUCAUCAACACAAAUUCCGAACUCGCUCUGAUGUAUAACGAUGAGUCCGUGCUGGAAAACCACCACCUGGCCGUGGGCUUCAAGCUGCUCCAGGAAGAGCACUGUGACAUCUUUCAGAACCUGACCAAGAAGCAGCGGCAGACGCUCAGGAAGAUGGUGAUCGACAUGGUUUUGGCGACAGACAUGUCUAAGCAUAUGGGCCUGUUGGCAGACCUGAAAACCAUGGUAGAGACGAAGAAAGUGACCAGCUCCGGGGUCCUCCUUCUGGACAACUACACAGACCGGAUACAGGUCCUCCGCAACAUGGUACAUUGUGCUGACCUGAGCAACCCCACCAAGUCUUUGGAAUUGUACCGGCAAUGGACAGACCGCAUCAUGGAAGAAUUCUUCCAACAGGGAGACAAGGAGCGAGAGAGGGGCAUGGAGAUCAGCCCCAUGUGCGACAAACACACUGCCUCGGUGGAAAAAUCCCAGGUCGGCUUUAUCGACUACAUUGUCCAUCCCCUCUGGGAGACCUGGGCUGACCUGGUGCAGCCCGAUGCCCAAGACAUCCUGGACACGUUGGAAGACAACCGGAACUGGUACCAGAGCAUGAUCCCGCAGAGCCCCUCCCCGCCCCUCGAAGAAGAGAACAGAGACUGUCAGGGGCUCAUGGAGAAAUUCCAGUUUGAACUGACCUUGGAAGAGGAGGAUGCCGAAGGGCCUGAGAAGGCAGGCGAGCAUGUCGGCUAUUUCGGAAACACAAAGACACUAUGUGUGAUCGACCCGGAGCACCGAGAGUCUCCGGGGGAGGCCGAUGGAGAGACGCAGAUGGGAGACGCCUCCCCCGUGGACACAUAGUGGCCGAGCCAGGCCCGCUCGCUAGAUCGAGGUGAACAUUCAGUCCUUAAUGAGCAUGCAGGCUGUCCCGCAGGGCCAGCCUGCAGCCCAGGUCUGAGGCCUGCUUCUGAGGAAGGCCAAACGACCUUUCCAGUUCCUUGAGAUUGGAGCCAGAGUGGGAGACCGUGACGUGAACGGCCGCUCAGCAAACUCCGCGGGGUGACUCGUGUUGGCCGUUCCGCUUCGCGGUAAGCGGAAGCUUUCUGUCCUUGUGGAGCGAGCUUGAACCGCUGCAGUCAUCCGCUUAUCCAAAAGGAAGGACACUCAGCUGAGAGAAUUAUUGUUUGUUUUCUGCACUAGACUUUGGAAGCCUGAACCUGUUAGAGGGCCAGGCCCGACUGACCGAUAACUCUGUUUGCAAACCUGCCCAUCUGUCCUCCUGUCUGCAAACCCGUGUGCCUUUUUUGUACAACGUUUUCACGUCUUUGAAAUGCCUGUUGAAUACUUAGAGUUUAGUACCAACUUCUACGCAGAACAAAGUGUUUUGAAAUUUUCUGUACACUUUUUUCGAGUCUUUCUGAAAAGGAGAAACCUGUCUUCCUUCUUCCACAGGCAAUAUCUUUCACCUUCUUGUCGUUCCUUUUACAAACUAGAGAGGAAGGAUAUUGUUCUAACCGACUCCCAUUUCUCCCCUCCCUGACUCCCCCACCUUAUAUCCUUACCUCCUCCUUGCUUGGAUUGCGCUGGGGUUGCCCACAGAAUAAAACGUAACAAGCUGGGGGUCGGGUGGGUGGGGAAAGCUCCUUAAUUUUCUGCAGAACCAGCUGGUCUGCGCUACAGUCAGCAUAAGAAGGCCCAGUCUGCUGCGUGUGGUAUGUGUCCCCAGGCCCAUUCCUGAUGAAAGUUGCACGCUUUUCCUUCCGUUCUCUCUCCCUCCCCUCCUUGCUCCCUUUAUUAGGUGGUUAGGUUUAGCUAUGCCAUCUUCCUCUUGCACUGUCCUCAGCUCUAACACCCUCAUUACUGUUUAUAACAGUGUAUUUAUUACUUAAUGUAUAUAGUGUAAUGUUUUGUAAGUUAUUAAUUUAUAUAACUUAACAUUUCCCGCCAACGGCGGUGUCAAAGAAAUUUGUGUAGAAAACUCUACCUAAGAGUUGCACCUUUGUCCCCUUUUCUAUGGCAUUCUGGAGAACCUGAACAUAGCUCAAGAGAGACAUACGGACCCCAACCCCUUCCUCCCGCCCCCAGGCAAGCAGGGGUAUCCAGGCGGGUUUCAGGAGAAAUUAUCUCCAUUCUUGGUCAGAUGCAGCCAGCAGCGGAAGCCCUCUUAAACACUGGUGCUGGGAAAGAGGCUACGGCAUGUUGAGUGGGCCCAAGGGUGGGGGGUGUAUGGGAUGCGUCAUCCCAUGUCGAUCCACGUCACUCAUAAACCCUGUUCAAAAGGCGUUCCGGGGCCGCUGCGUGGAUCCCGCCUCAAAAGCAACACUACGUACCUACGCGUUCUGACUAUAGCCAAACUACUGAAAUGCUGGAGAAAGCCCCCCCCCCCCCCGCCGUGUGCAGAGAGCGAGGGAGGGAGGGGGCACCACGUUCUGGCCAAUGAGAGGAGGCACGAAAACUGGCUGCUUUGCUUCAAUGUGAAUUUCAAUAGCAGAAUGUGAACGGAUGUCAUAAUUAUGCUAAUGUGAAGCUUCUUCUGACAAGUCGCAGGAGCCACAUCCCUGGGUCUGUCGCCAGCUGUAAACUCUUUGGUCCAACCUUGUGACCCCAGUCGUCAGUAAAUGCUCGCACAGUUGUGCACGACCAGUGGGUCUGUGUGUCUGUUCAGCACUGCAUUGUUCCAGGUGGAUGUUUUGGUGUUUUCCAAAGUUUCUCACCAUGUAUGUUAUGGUAUUAUAAUUAUUAUUAUAUAUUGUGUUCAGAUGCAUUCUUGAAAGAUUUUUAUAUGAAGUAAAUAAAUGAAAGCAU